UCGAAUAUCGUCGAAAAGAUGCCGCCAGAGAUAGGGCAGAAGUGGAGUUCGGUGAUUGAUGUGUUACUCUUCCAAAAGCUGAGAGACGACGUGGACGAUACGCUCGUUCAGAAGCUCAUCACUUUUCUCGAUGCGACUGACGACCAAGAGUUCCUUGGAUGCCUGUUAAACAUCAGCAGCGAGAAGCUGGCCGCGACGCUGGAGAGUGCCAAGACGCCGUCGUCGCUAGCGUUUGGUCUGCACCUGACUGCUGCCCUGGGCAGGCGGGAAAAGCUCUUUGUGUCCCUGGGACAGAACGGCGUCCUUGCGGCCCUGGAGAAGCUGGAGAUCUCCGGACAAGAGGCCAGCGUCCGGUCGGCCCUCCUGCACGCACUCACCGCCUUUCUGCAGCACGGGUCUGGAGUGGCGUGGGCUGCCCGCCAAGGUGCCUUGGACAGGGUGUUGCCCAGCCUGCUGGAUCCAAGCGUGUUUGUGCAGAACAAGGCGGAAGCCUUCUGCGUUGCCUACCUCUCUGGGAACAUUGAAGCUCCAAAGGUUGGGCAGUUCCUGGACACGGCCCUGGGGGAAGCCCACCUCAAGCGGCGUAAGAGGUGCCUUCGGAUCCUCUUGGCGGUGAUGAAGCGGAGCAAGGAGGCCGUCUCUGCGCUGUGCCGCGACCACUCCCUGGACACCCGCCUGGCGUCCCUGGUGGGGCAGGCGAGCACGACCGAGGAGGAGCUGUGCCUGGCGGCCCAGUUGGCGGCGCUCCUCGGCCACGCAGGCAGGUGCGUUCGCGUGCUCGGGCCAUCUCGAUGCCCUUAG
Messenger RNA from Ixodes scapularis (black-legged tick), 801 nucleotides. RefSeq lists its product as uncharacterized. NCBI's taxonomy places the organism in Eukaryota, Metazoa, Arthropoda, Arachnida, Ixodida, Ixodidae. Gene Ontology annotation, biological process: positive regulation of protein phosphorylation; cell population proliferation; DNA damage response. The record is from RefSeq and is a predicted model, not a curated record. Gene Ontology annotation, cellular component: nucleus. The transcript is spliced from 4 exons. Bases 19 to 801 code for a protein of 260 amino acids.